AUGGUCGCUCUCUCGAAUUCUGUUCGUCAUCACACUCACCAGCAGCCACCAUUUGCCUGGAGUUCACACGACGGUCAUCUCUCGCUGGUGCCGACCGUCGCUGCCUCAGAACGAAACUCCCACCGCUCAUGGUCGCUCUCUAGAAUUCAGUUCAUCAUCACACUCGUUGUUGUACGACAUGAACUUGACAGUGAAGGACCUCGUCGGCCGUUCUCCACCACCACCGGCGUCGCCGUCUCAGCCUGCCAUACUACCGCCGUCUUCUCGUUCCGCCAUCUGAUUGCCGCCGCAGUCUCAUUCCCGCCUUCCGACCGCUGCCGCAUUACUGAUAGGGUAGACUGUAGAGUCACGAACAUUAGGGGUUGA
Messenger RNA from Striga asiatica, 366 nucleotides. The record is from the annotation of a GenBank genome assembly. NCBI's taxonomy places the organism in Eukaryota, Viridiplantae, Streptophyta, Magnoliopsida, Lamiales, Orobanchaceae.